UUUGAAAAGGCUGCCUUUGCCCUUUCUGCCACCGCAGCCAGUCUCAAUGCAGUUCAGCUCAAUGCAGGUUAUUUAGAACAUGUAAAACCACAACCAAGGUAACUAAGCUGCUAAACCAGCGAGAAAAGGCAAACCAAGCCAAAGGAAAUCUUCUAAUUAAAAAAAAAAAACAAAAUCACGAAGGAAAAAAAAGACCCAAAAAAAUCAAGUGUCUGUUAUUUAUCACCGAGAUGCUCAUUAUUGAGUCAACAGAGCAAUGAGCAUCUGGAAAAUCUGUUAGAUGACAAAAGAGAUGACUUAGAAUGUGCACUAAUGAGAGGAAAGGAAGGAGACAUGUUUUAUGGAUCAUGUGUGUAGAAAUCAUUUAGGUUCUUUGAUGCUGAUCUAAAGCGCAGAUGCUGAGAUCUGAUGCCCUUGUGGAGUUUGGUGACAUUUCGGACGGUGAGUGGGAUCACGUGGACAAACACAGCUGACAAUAACCUCCGCCGUCUGAGAUCAACAGGCCCGCGGACACAUCCGCGCGCUCUGACGGCGGCGGAGGGUUUCGCUCCGGUCCGACAGCCGAUUUCCCAGCUGCCAGUCAAACCGGCGGAGGCUCGGCGGAGAGGAGGGACCAGGAGGAGGACGCGCAUCCAUCCAUUCAUCAGUCCCGCAAGUGAGCCCACUCCGCUGCCGCCCGGACCUCCCGCCUGCUCCAGCCAGCCAGCCAGCCGCUCGGCGCGCGGAGGCGCGAGACGAGAUCGUCUGUCUCACGCGCAAACCGCCGAGCAGAGAGAGGGUGUUGGGAAGGACGUUGAGAGCUGAAAUUUUUCUAAAAGAUCCGUAAAAGGAGCUCGUCAGUCGGAGGCGGAGGGGAGGGAUUCAACGCCGCUGAACUCCAAUCCACGGCGCGCAUUUGUCCGCCCAGGUGGACGUCUGCCUGCUGUGGAUACGGGAACCAUGACCCAGGAGGGGCAGGCUCUGCCCUGUUCCACCCAAACAGAGAACCUCGUGGAGCCAGACGACAUCGCCGCUGACCUGCCAUCAGAGCCCCCCCAUGAGGGCAGACUGGAGGCGUCGGACAUCACAGGGGAGACGAAAGAGGAGGAGGAGGUAGGAGAGGAGGCGAAGGAGACAGACAGAGAGGAUGCAAUACAACAGAGCGAGGAAAAGGAGGGAGCUGAAGGAGAGCAGCAACGGACCAAAGGAGAGGCGGGGGAGACGACAGAGGCAGAGGAGGGAGGAGAAAGUGAAGCUACGCAUCCACCGACAGAAGACGAGACAUCUGAUCCUCGACUGCCUGAGCGUUCGGAAAACGGCAUUAGUGUGAAGGAUGAAGAGGAUGAGGAGACGGAGGAGGAUGGAGAGAAGAUAAACGCUCAUUUGGACACCUUUAGCUCUAACUUUGAGACCACAGUUGAAGAGGCUGACACUGAAGUGGAGGAAGAGGAGGAAGAGGUCCAGAGGGACGGAGAGGAAAGAGAAAACCAGGACAGCUUCAGCUCUGCGUUCGAGCAGAUUGUUGAGCAAGUUGACCUUCAAGAGGAGGAAGAGGAGGACGAAGAAAUGCAGCUGGAGGAAGAGGAGGAGAGAGACAAAAACAAGGUGGACAACAAGGACGGCUUCAGCUCUACAUUUGAGCGCAUCGUAGAGUCCGCCCUGCUGCGGGGCGGGACAUGCUACAGCAGCCUGGACUCUCUGGAUGUUUUGUCCCUGACGGACGAGACGGACAGCUGCGUGAGCUUCGAGGCUCCGCUGACGCCUCUCAUCCAACAGCGGGCGCUUUUCCUGGGGCCCGAACCGCUGGAGCUGGAGUUGGCGACCGUUCAGGAGCAGGAAGGGGCCGAGGCCGGACCCGAGCGCCUCGAUGGGGAACUUGCAGCAGGGGAGGUCCGUGGGGCCGGAGCCGAGGCUGGGAUGGGAGGAAGUCCGCUGAGGACGACCAUUCCCGGGAGCAGGUCGGAGUUUGUGCUGAGCCAGCCGGGGCGCUGGAACAUCCCCAACGGAUACCACUCGGAGAGCCAGAGGGCUUUUGAGGGCUGUGGAGCCAUGACCAACUCUGUCAGCGAUGCCAACCUCACAGAUGUGCCUUCUGACUCGGAGGAGUGUGAUCUGGGCAGUCUGGAGCCUUUGGAACGCGGGAGCACCGACACUCUGGCCAAUGGCUGCCGAGCGGACGGCGAGGCCGCCAAAAGACUCGCCAAACGGCUCUAUCACCUCGAAGGCUUCAAGCGCUGUGACGUGGCCAGACACCUGGGCAAGAAUAACGAGUUCAGCCAGAUGGUGGCAUCGGAGUACCUGAGUUUCUUUGAUUUCUCUGGUCUUUCUCUGGAUCGAGCUCUGAGAAACUUCUUAAAGGCUUUUCCUUUGAUGGGAGAAACCCAGGAGCGAGAACGGAUCCUCGUGCAUUUUUCCAGACGUUUCUGCCACUGCAACCUGCAGACGCUCACCUCUGAAGAUGGAGCCCACACAUUAACCUGCGCCCUAAUGCUGCUCAACACGGAUCUUCACGGUCACAACAUUGGGAAGAAGAUGUCCUGCCAGCAGUUCAUCAGUAACCUGGACGGCCUAAACAACGGCAAAGACUUUCCUAAAGAUUUACUGAAGGUUCUCUAUAACUCCAUCAAGAACGAAAAGCUUGAGUGGGCCGUCGAGGAGGAGGAGCUCCGGAAGAGCCUGUCCGAAUUAGUGGAGGAGCAGUGUGAGGGCGGGAGUAAACGUGUUGCCAGGGUAACGGACAGCAGUAACCCUUUCAUCGCCAUUCCCAUUCUUUUGAAUGCGGUCACCUACAAACAUGGAGUGUUGACCCGAAAGAGUCACGCGGAGAUGGACGGCAAACGCACCCCCAGGGGUCGUCGGGGUUGGAAGAAAUUCUACGCCGUUCUGAAGGGAAUGAUCUUAUAUCUUCAGAAGGAUGAGUACAAACCGGAUGCAGAUCUGUCAGAGGUGGACCUGAAGAACGCCGUGAGGAUCCACCACGCUUUGGCCACUCGUGCCACUGAUUACAGCAAAAGAGCAAACGUUCUAAAGCUCAAAACCUCCGACUGGAGAGUGUUUCUGCUGCAGGCCCCGAGUGAGGAGGAAAUGAUGUCUUGGAUUUUUCGGAUAAACCUGGUGGCGGCGCUGUUCUCAGCUCCAGCCUUUCCCGCUGCCAUCGGCUCCAUGAAGAAAUUCUGUCGGCCCAUUCUGCCGUCAUCGUCAACACGACACACCCAGGAGGAGCAGCUGGUGAGCCAUGAGAGACAGCUGAAGCAGAUGGGUGUGGAGCUGGAGGAGCAUCGCAAAAACCAGCCAGCUGUCGACCCAAAGAGCCGAGAGUGGGAGGAGUACCGGCUAAAGGAGCACUACCUCACCUACGAGAAGACACGGUAUGAGACGUACAUCAGCCUCCUGCAGGCCAAAAUCCGCGCGGAGACGGACGACUUGGAGAAGAUCGAGACCAGCGUAAUGGGGAGCCUGUUCAUGGACGGUCGCGAGUGCCUCCUCCGAAAGACACAGUCCUCCCCAUCCAUCAGUCAGGCCCACGCCGGCCUGAACGGAAGGAUGGCCGGCUGCUCGGCUCCCGGACAGAGGACUGAGGAAGGGAGAUGAACAGGGACCAGACAGUCAAAGUAGCAUCUUCCCGUCCCCUAAACUAGAAUAAUCCUUCAAUUCCAUACCGGAUCUGUAAUUACUUUUCUGUGUUAGGACUCCUUUGAGUCUUCACUAUGCCUCCACUCCCCUUCCAAGAUGUGAUCAAACCCGAGGAAGUGUCUGUCCUGGAGCAAAACGGGAAGAAGACGAGGAGCAUGCCCUUCAUCUCAACCGCUCGUUGUGCUUAAGCUCUUUUUUUUCUACUUCUUUAAUUAUUGCACAUUAAAAGCGAUCACAACUGUGAUCCCUAUUUAUUGCUACACCAUCAGUAUUAUUUGUAAACCUAAGUGAAGCCUUUAGUGGAUCUUAGUUAUGAGCAGAACUCUGUAAGGCCAAAAAAGAAAACACAGACGGUCUAGUUAGUCUUCUGUUUGUGGUCCGUGCUCUGCUGUCAUGGAAUCAGGAAACGGGUCAGAUUAAGAUGGUAAACAAGGUACUGCUGGAGCGUAUCGGCCUUUCGUCAAACCCACGCUCCCACUCUCAGCCAGGCACGCACAGUGUGUUCAAUGGACCUACAGCACAUGCAGAGCGCGGCGUAAGAAACAGAUCUGCAAGAAAGUCUCUGUUUAUCAUAUUUAUUUAUUUAUUGAACUUCUAAGAACCUAUAUUUGCCCCAGAGAGGGUUUAAGACACAAGGUUAGCUGAACGUGGAGUGCCUUAAUGAAGGCCACAGAGUGAUCAAAAGUCUGGUCCUUUUGGGGUUGUGGAGACCCCAAACACCAGUCUUUUUUUUUUUUUUUUGUCUUUUGAGGAAAAUGAUAUCUGAAUGAAAGCACUGUGCGGUUAGCUGUUGCCCCCUCAACGCUUCUUUUUUUGUCAGUUGACGGAGCUUAUACCGAACAAGAUUUCUAAUUAUAGGAAAAUGGAGCAGAAUGGACUGGUGGGGGGUCAGAGACGUGCGGUACGGGUGGGUCGCUGUGCAGUCACGCCCUGGCGGGCCUUUUAAAAAAAACAGGGUUCUACUAUUUUAUGAGUGACGGACUGAGCGCGCUCACAGAAACAGAGCUCUACAAUCAAAGCUGGAUUGCUCAAAAUCAUCUUCAGAAACAUCCAGGUGACAAAAGAAACCAUGUUAGUUUUCUGACAUCCAUGGACCUAUUAAAGCAUUUACCAGCCUGAUAAAACAAUGGAAAUUCAUUGAUCUAGUAUGCUUUUUCCAAAUUGAAUGUUUAUAUUUUUUAGUGUCCAGAUCCUUGCCUUUUUUAAAUAUAUCUUUUAUUUUGUAUUCCCCCUUUGGUUUUAAAAGGAACUGGCUGAUAGCAGGCUGUAGCAGCAGGACUGCUUCAGCUCAGGAAACCUGGUUAUGGAAGAACAGCAGCAAAAUAUGCCACAAGGCUGUGCAAGAGAUCAGACCCGGUUCCUGUGAAAAAGGCUUUCGUUUUCUAUGUACGUCUCCGUCCCUUUGGAAAAAAAAAAGCGAAACAGGCAUCCACCUCGAGUUAAAUAGACCACAGCAGGUCCAACUCUUGAAGUUCUUGGGGAGGAGCGGUGGUGGUACAGCCUUUAGUGAGCACCUUAACCUAAUGUACUCUGACUCAUCAUGUAUGACACAACUGUAGAUGCAGCUACUCCACCCCCUCCGGUCCUGGUGGGAGGCAGACGCCUGACGUUACCGAGGUUCUUUGAGCAUAUAUAUCUCCGGCUCUUGGUGCUGCACUUCUCCUGCUUUUUGUAAUGCAUUAAUUGUGAUGCGCAAACUCUUAAAUCCCAUUGGGACUUUGCAAGAAACUUGAAGUCACAGCUGGAAUUCUGAGUCGGAGACUUGUACAGCACACAGGACAGUAGAAGGGUUUUUGAAGAUCAACCUACUUUUUUUUUUUUACAAAAACCAGUGUGGGUAGAUAAAUAACUACUUUCUUACAGGGAGAAGUCCCAAUAAAGUCACUUUGGCUAUUGUGCUAACUGAUGAUUCCUAAUGUUUUAGGGUAGGCCUGUGCUGUAAUAUCAGAUUGUGGGGAAAAAAGUGUGAAUUGUUACAAUUUAUUAAAAAAAACAAAAAAAAACAGACAACUUUGGCACUUUGAUGCUAAAUGGAUUUGUCUCUUAGUUUUGUUUGUAUAUCUGCAGUUUUGAACAGGAUGGUCAUACAUUGUGAAUGACAUAUUUACCGAAUAUUUACUCUGUGCUUCAUAAAGCGAGCUUUCAUGUACAAAUA
Molecule: messenger RNA, 5767 nt
Organism: Oryzias latipes (Japanese medaka)
Lineage: Eukaryota; Metazoa; Chordata; Actinopteri; Beloniformes; Adrianichthyidae
Gene: psd2
Product: pleckstrin and Sec7 domain containing 2
Biological process (GO): regulation of ARF protein signal transduction
Molecular function (GO): protein binding; phospholipid binding; guanyl-nucleotide exchange factor activity
Source: RefSeq, a predicted model, not a curated record